AUGUCCCUGAACGUAGUUGACACCAUGGGCAGGUCCAUGCGGGACCUGCGCAUCUCGGUCACCGACCGCUGCAACUUCCGCUGCCCGUACUGCAUGCCGGCCGAGAUCUUCGGCGAGGCCUAUGAGUUCCUGCCGCGUGGGGAAAUUCUGACCUUCGAGGAAAUCGCCCGCCUGACCCGGCUGUUUUCCGAGUUCGGAGUGAGCAAGGCCCGCAUCACUGGUGGAGAGCCCCUGCUCCGCACAGACCUGCCGGAACUGAUUUCCCAAAUCGCGGCCAUCGACGGCAUCAGCGACGUCACCCUUACCACCAACGGUUAUCUGUUGGCCCAGCAGGCCAAGGACCUGAAGAAUGCCGGCCUGCAUCGCAUAACCGUCAGCCUGGACAGCGUCGACGACGAGGUGUUCAAGCAGAUGAAUGGCCGGGGUUUCGGCACCCGCCGCGUCCUCCACGCCAUCCAGAACGCCGCGGAAGUGGGCUUGACUCCCAUCAAGAUCAACGCCGUCGUUCAGAGGGGAGUCAACGACCACACCAUCGUCGACUUGGCCCGGCACUUCAAGGGCACCGGCCCACAUCGUCCGUUUCAUCGAGUACAUGGACGUCGGCAAUCGCAACGGCUGGAAGCUGGACGAGGCAACUACUCCGGCGAGGUGGCCGAGCGUUACCUGUACCGCGACGGCAGCGGCGAGAUCGGCGUCAUCGCCUCCGUCACCCGUCCCUUCUGCGGCGCCUGCACCCGCCUGCGCCUGUCCACCGACGGCCAGAUUUUCACCUGCCUGUUCGCCACUCGCGGCACCAGCCUGCGCGACCCCAUGCGCGCGGGCGCCAGCGACGACGACCUGCGCGACCUCAUAUCUGGCAUAUGGACCAAACGCACCGACCGCUAUUCGGAGGAGCGCUUUGCCGCCACUCCCGACAGGCCCCGCCCCGCCAAGGUCGAGAUGUACCAGAUAGGCGGGUAG
Geodia barretti is the source of this 960-nucleotide messenger RNA. The record is from the annotation of a GenBank genome assembly. Lineage: Eukaryota; Metazoa; Porifera; Demospongiae; Tetractinellida; Geodiidae.